AUGAGUGAGAUCAACAGUGAUGGGAGGAGGGAGAGGAAGACAGUAGAGGAGAAGAGAGAGGAGGACAUCGGAUGGAGGGAGAUCGGCGGUCGUGAUCGAGGUGGAGGAGGCGAAGAUCGAGUUGGUGGGGGUGGCGGAGAAGACCUAAGAGGUGGAGGAGGUGGAGAGUUGGGUGGUGGUGACCGAGGUGGUGGAGGAGGUGGCGAACGAGGUGGUGGUGGAGAAGGUGGUGAUCGAGGUGGUGUUGACCGGGGUGGUGGAGGAGGUCGAGCUCGGGGUGGUGGCGGGGGAGGAGACUUGGGUAGUGGAGGAGGUGGUGAACGAGGUGGUGGUGGAGGAGGUGGUGAUCGGGGUGGUGGUGGGAGGGUAGACUUGGGUGGUGGAGGAGGUGGUGGUGGAGGAGGAGACUUGGGUGGCGGAGGAGGUGGUGAUCGAGGUGGUAGAGGUGGUGUUGACCGAGGUGGUGGAGGAGGUGGCGAACGAGGUGGUGGUGGAGGAGGAGACUUGGGUGGCGGAGGAGGUGGUGAUCGAGGUGGUAGAGGUGGUGUUGACCGAGGUGGUGGAGGAGGUGGCGAACGAGGUGGUGGUGGAGGAGGAGACUUGGGUGGCGGAGGAGGUGGUGAUCGAGGUGGUAGAGGUGGUGUUGACCGAGGUGGUGGAGGAGGUGGCGAACGAGGUGGUGGUGGAGGAGGAGACUUGGGUGGCGGAGGAGGUGGUGAUCGAGGUGGUAGAGGUGGUGUUGACCGAGGUGGUGGAGGAGGUGGCGAACGAGGUGGUGGUGGAGGAGGAGACUUGGGUGGCGGAGGAGGUGGUGAUCGAGGUGGUAGAGGUGGUGUUGACCGAGGUGGUGGAGGAGGUGGCGAACGAGGUGGUGGUGGAGGAGGAGACUUGGGUGGCGGAGGAGGUGGUGAUCGAGGUGGUAGAGGUGGUGUUGACCGAGGUGGUGGAGGAGGUGGCGAACGAGGUGGUGGUGGAGGAGGAGACUUGGGUGGCGGAGGAGGUGGUGAUCGAGGUGGUAGAGGUGGUGUUGACCGAGGUGGUGGAGGAGGUGGUGACCGGGGUGGUGGAGGUGGUGGCGACGGGGGUGGUGGACGGGGCGACGGUGGAGGUGAGUUGUGGAAUAUCGGUGGCAAGGGGAAUUUUGGAGGAAGUGGUGAUUUAGGUGGAAGGAUAUGGGGAGGACGGUGA
This is a messenger RNA of Camellia sinensis, 1188 nucleotides long. The record is from RefSeq and is a predicted model, not a curated record. Lineage: Eukaryota; Viridiplantae; Streptophyta; Magnoliopsida; Ericales; Theaceae.